Molecule: messenger RNA, 12548 nt
Organism: Puntigrus tetrazona (Sumatra barb)
Lineage: Eukaryota; Metazoa; Chordata; Actinopteri; Cypriniformes; Cyprinidae
Gene: adgrl1a
Product: adhesion G protein-coupled receptor L1a
Exons: 26
Coding region: 984-5537 (1517 amino acids)
Biological process (GO): cell surface receptor signaling pathway; adenylate cyclase-activating G protein-coupled receptor signaling pathway; heterophilic cell-cell adhesion
Cellular component (GO): presynaptic membrane; postsynaptic density; axon
Molecular function (GO): latrotoxin receptor activity; carbohydrate binding; G protein-coupled receptor activity
Source: RefSeq, a predicted model, not a curated record
CACGCUGGACAGCAGACUUCAAGACAUUUGUCGGAUCAGUCAGGAGACCUCCAUCACACAACAGCUACUGUAUAAGUUUAAACAUAGCAGCCUUUAAAAAUAAGCUGCAUGUAAGCAAGCCCUCAAUUAUUUACCAGGUUGAAUCAGUCAAUGAAUCAGCCAUCGAGACUGAUCAAUAAUACAUUGUCAUUUCGCGCACGGUCACGCACGGUGCAAAUUAAUAAACUGGAUGCGGUUUAUUAAUUUAGAUGGGGUUCAGAUAAGAAGUCGGUCGGUGUGCCGCGAGAGAGAGAGAGAGAGAUACAUCGACGCUACGCUUCUUCAGUCGGAGGGAGUCAGAGCGACUGCUGGUUCCGAGGCGGGAGGACACAUGGGUCGACACCGCAACCUUUCGUUCCUGCUCUAAUGCGUGCGUUAAAUACGGCAAGGAAUCCGAUAUGAACGCUCCCGGGCUUCCCAGCGUCCACCCCUGACGUUUCUGCGCGUCCGUGUUUUGCUUCUUGGAUUUGGGGAGACGCUACGCGUUAUGCACAGUGCUGAAAACGGGACUGCGGACGAUAUUUUACUCGCUUCUUCGCGUCUCGUGUGGACUUACCGUCAGUGAGUCGCGUGUCAAACGUCGCACGGACGGUGCGAGUUGUUUUGUCGGGAUUUUGACGCGAGCGCGGUCAUUCGAGUAAGAACUUAACAUGUCGGAUUGUUUUUCGUCGUUUCGUGCGUCUUUAUCGCGAAUUUUCUCCCUCCGUUAAUUCUCUGGACUGCUCCGCUCGGGCUGUUCGUUUUUGAUCUGCAUGCAUCCGCACGAAGAAGGAGAAACCGACAGAUAAACGACAGGAGGACUGAAGAAUGAAUGAGAUUCACUGAAGAUCAGGAGGAAACGCAGUAAGGUUCUCCAUCAGUGAGAGGGCGUGAGGGAAGGAGUGCUCCGCAUUCAAGCUCCCGCUGACCGCACUCCCCCCGCCACCCUUCGCUCCAUCCACAGCAUGGCUCUCGCUCUCUGGAUCCUCUUUACCUGCACCAUCACCCUGAGCAACGUCAGCCCCUCUGCCCAGGCGUUAAGUCGCUCUGCAAUGCCAUUUGGUCUGAUGCGGAGGGAGUUGGCGUGCGAGGGUUACCCCAUCGAGCUCCGCUGCCCUGGCAGUGACGUCAUCAUGAUCGAGACAGCCAACUACGGUCGCACGGAUGACAAGAUCUGUGACGCCGACCCCUUUCAGAUGGAGAAUGUACAGUGCUACCUGCCAGACGCCUUCAAGAUCAUGUCGCAAAGGUGUAAUAACCGGACUCAGUGUGUGGUGGUGGCCGGGUCUGAUGUUUUUCCCGACCCCUGUCCAGGAACCUACAAAUACCUGGAGAUCCAGUAUGAAUGUGUGCCAUACAAAGUGGACCAAAAAGUCUUUGUAUGUCCUGGGACUCUAUUAAGGGUGCAGGCAGCAAGUUUGCUGCAGGAGGCGGAGCAUCAGUCGGGGGCAUGGUGUAAGGAUCCCCUCCAGUCUGGUGACCGUCUUUACGUCAUGCCCUGGACUCCGUACCGCACAGACGUGCUGUAUGAGUAUGCUUCAUGGGAAGACUUCAAGCAGAAUCGAGCCACAACCAAUUACAAGCUGCCAAAUCGUGUGGAUGGAACAGGUUUUGUUGUGUACGAUGGUGCCGUCUUUUACAACAAGGAGCGUACACGCAAUAUUGUGAAAUACGACUUGCGCACACGUAUCAAGAGUGGUGAAGCCAUAGUCAAUAAUGCCAACUAUCAUGACACCUCACCAUACCGCUGGGGGGGCAAGUCUGAUAUUGACCUCGCAGUGGAUGAAAAUGGUUUAUGGGUCAUCUACGCUACCGAGGCCAACAAUGGACGACUUGUGGUCAGUCAGGUUAACCCCUACACGCUGCGCUUCGAGGGAACCUGGGAGACAAGUUUUGAUAAACGUCUGGCGUCCAAUGCUUUUAUGGCAUGUGGUGUUCUAUAUGCAGUCCGCUCUGUUUAUCAGGAUGAUGACAGCGAAGCAGGUGGAGAUCUGGUGCUGUAUGCAUACAACACCAACCGAGCACGGGAAGAGCCCGUCCACAUCCCAUUCCCCAACCCUUACCAGUAUGUGUCCUCUGUGGAUUACAACCCACGAGACAAUCAACUUUAUGUCUGGAACAACUACAAUGUACUCCGCUACCCCCUGGAGUUUGGCCCACCAGAUCCCACUGCUGGUCCACUCGUCCCCACUCAGAUGAGCAGCAGCACCACAACCGCAGCCAGACCAGUUACUUCUAGCUCUAUCCCCUCAACCAUGCGACCUUUGCCCCCAACCGCUCACCCAAUUGGGGCCAUCAACAAGGCGCCAGACCUGCGACCUAUCACCGCCACUGUGCCAGUGACUCGCAGACCCCUGCGUGUCCCACCACAGGGUACCGAGCUCCAAGUGUGCGAAGCCAGAGUAGCCCGUGGGGUGCAGUGGCCUGCCACCCAGAGGGGGGAGACUGUAGACAGGCCGUGCCCAAAAGGAUCAUUAGGCAUCGCAUCCUUUCAGUGCCUGUCCUCUCCUGUGCUGUGGAAUCCUCGUGGCCCUGAUCUUAGUAACUGCACCUCCCCAUGGGUCAACCAGGUGGCCCAGAAGAUAAAAAGCGGAGAGAACGCUGCAAACAUCGCUGCUGAGCUGGUGAACCACACGCAGGGCCGCAUUCACGCUGGUGAUGUCAGUUCCUCUGUCAGACUCAUCGAGCAGCUAUUGGAUAUAUUAGACGCACAGCUGCAAGCACUCAGACCCGGGAAUAAGGAAUCGGCAGCCAGGAACUACAAUAAGUGGCAGAAAAGAGAGAGGACCUGCCGGGCUUAUGUUCAGGCGGUUGUGCAGACCGUGGAUAAUCUCUUGCGCGCCGAGGCUUUAGAGUCGUGGCAGGACAUGAACAGCACGGAGCAGGCGCACACCGCCACCAUGCUGCUGGACGUCAUGGAGAAAGGAGCCUUCCUGCUCGCCAAUAACAUGUACAAUAAUCACUUCUCGGACCACGCUGCCAAUGUUGAUCUAGAGGUGCGCGUGUUGAACACAGAGACAGAGUCCCAGGAUCUGUCGUUCCCUCAAAACGGUCCCAGUGACAGCAGCAUCCAGCUCUCGGCCUCCACCUUCAAACAGUACAGCCGCAACGGUCAGGUAAAAGUGGUCUUUGUGCUUUAUAAGAAUCUGGGUUCGUUCCUGUCCACUGAAAACGCCACUGUGAAGAUGGAAAUGGAGGCGGGGCCUGGUGGGCGGGGCCUGGCAGUGAAUUCGCACGUCAUAGCAGCGUCCAUCAAUAAGGAGUCCAGUCGAGUGUUUCUCACCGAGCCUGUGGUGUUCACCCUUAGACAUUUACAGCUGGAGAAUCAUUUCAGCCCAAACUGUUCAUUCUGGAACUACUCCGAGCGUUCGAUGACGGGCCAGUGGUCAUCUCAGGGCUGCAGGCUGAUGGAAACCAACAGCACGCACACAACUUGUUCUUGCAGCCAUCUAACCAACUUCGCCGUGCUCAUGGUGCACCACGAACCCGACUAUCCAGGCAGGAUGCACGAGUUGAUCCUCUUUGUGAUCACAUGGGUGGGCAUCGUCAUUUCGCUGGUGUGUCUCGCCAUCUGUAUCUCCACCUUCUGCUUCCUGCGAGGCCUGCAGACCGACCGCAACACCAUCCACAAGAACCUGUGCAUCAACCUCUUCAUCGCCGAGCUCCUCUUCCUCAUCGGCAUCGACAAGACGCAGUACCACAUUGCAUGCCCCAUUUUUGCGGGUCUGCUACAUUUCUUCUUCCUGGCUGCGUUCUCCUGGAUGUGUCUGGAGGGAAUCCAGCUGUAUCUGAUGCUGGUGGAGGUCUUUGAGAGCGAAUACUCCCGAAAGAAAUACUACUACCUAUGCGGCUACUGCUUUCCCGCCCUGGUGGUGGGCAUCUCGGCAGCCAUUGACUAUCGCAGCUAUGGGACAAAAAAAGCGUGCUGGUUGAGGGUGGAUAACUACUUCAUCUGGAGUUUUAUCGGCCCUGUGUCCUUCAUUAUCAUGUUGAACCUGGUGUUCCUCAUGAUAACACUUCACAAGAUGGUCCGUAACUCAUCCGCCCUCAAACCCGACUCCAGCCGCCUGGACAACAUCAAGUCCUGGGCUCUUGGGGCUAUCGCACUGCUCUUCCUCUUGGGUCUGACUUGGGCCUUCGGCCUCCUCUUCAUCAAUGAGAACACAGUCAUCAUGGCUUAUCUUUUCACUACCUUUAAUGCCUUCCAGGGCAUGUUCAUCUUUAUCUUCCACUGUGCUCUGCAGAAAAAGGUGCAUAAGGAGUACAGCAAGUGCCUCCGUCAUUCUUACUGCUGCAGCCGUACCUCCACCACGAGCUCUCAUGGAUCGCUGAAGAAUUCUGCCCUUCGUGCCAACAACCGCUACUACACCGGGAGCCAGGCGCGUCAUGCAGCGGUACACAGACAGAGUCGAAUUCGUCGUAUGUGGAACGACACGGUGCGAAAGCAGACAGAGUCGUCCUUCAUGGCUGGAGACAUCAACAGCACUCCCACUCUCAACCGUGGUACAAUGGGAAACCAUCUUCUAACCAAUCCUGUGCUGCAAACCCGUACAGGAAGUUCACCUUACAACACGCUGCUGGCUGAAACGUUUACCCCUCCCUCGCCUGGAGUCUUCAACUCUACUGGAACUUUCCGUGACCCAAAGAGCACCCUGUCUAAAAACCGAGAUCAUGGAGGCAUGGAGACGCUACCUCUAAAUGGGAACUUCAACAACAGCUAUUCUCUGCGUAGUGUUGGGGGUUCAGGAGCUCCCGGGGGAAGCUGUGACUUCCUGGGAGGUGGAGAUAGCCCCCCUCCUGUGUUCAACCCCCGUGGUUCAGAAACUCUCGGCGGCAUACGGAGAAACCUCUCUGACGCAGCAGCGUUCGAGAAGAUGAUCAUAUCGGAACUUGUGCACAAUAAUCUCCGAGGUGGUGGAGGGGCUGGGGGCGUUGACAGAACAUGUGGCAGUCUGGUCAGAGGAAUGGGGCGGGGCGGAGGCGGGGCAGAGCCAACGAUAGGCAUGGAGGACAACGACGACUUUCGUUCGCGAGAAGUGCGUCAGCGCACGCCGCAAGAUGUGGAACUUCUUUACAAAGCUCUGGAGGAGCCCCUGCUCUUGCAGCGUGCCCAAUCCGUGCUCUACCAGAGCGACCCAGACGAGUCCGAAAGCUACACGGCCGACCUGACCGAGAGUUUGGGCCACAGUGGUCACAGCGGCCAAAGCGCAACAGGCCAGGGCCAAAACGGAGGCCCCGAUUCGCCUGCGCGGGACUCCCUCUAUACCAGCAUCACCAACCUGCGAGAUUCGCCCUACCCCGACAGCAGCCCAGAGCCUCUGGAGGUGGUUCCGCGUUCAGCCCAGCCUCCGGAGGAGCUGUACUACAGCUCGGGUCGGCCUGCCAUAGGCUCCCGCGGAGCACCUAUGCAGACCUUCUACCAGGCUCCGCCUAGGAGACCGAGCACUGAAGCCCACCCCGCCCCUGAGCCCCCUCACAGCGAGGGAGAUGGACAGAUGCAGCUGGUCACAAGCCUGUGACCACGAGAAAGAGGUGGAGGAGGAAGAGCGCCACAGGGUCUGAUGCAAAGUGCCGCUGGCGAUGAUGGACUCCUCUCCUGUCUCUGACACCCUCCUUAUGUCUGGUUGCCUUUUUGCUCUUUCAUUUGUUUUGAAGUAAGAGGUAAGGAAAGCCUAAACAGGGAGAGCGACAGAGAGGUUUGUCUCCAUGGCAGCAGGCUCUCUGAAGUGCUGUGUAACCACUCUGCUCUCUCAUCAGCAUCAUUUUCUCCUCCCUCCUGACGCACACACAUAGAGAAAGAGCAAGUCCAACUAUCUGCCUUUUCUCAGUGGACGUCUCUGCCUUCAGCUCUCUCUGCUCCAAAAAUAUCGUCAAACUUCACACCGGGUUUCUAUUUCUGUGUUUUAUUUCAAGUCCUAUCUUUAAAAUGUUACUUUUGCGUAACUCCUUACCUUCGCUUUCCUUUCUCCAUCAUUAUUUGAUGAGAGCUGUUACGUGAGGAAAUGGGGGUAUGCCAUUAUACUGCAAGUGACAAAAAAAUCUCUCUGAAAGCUCUUCAGUGUUGCCAAAAAUAACUGUUUUUGAGCCAGGACACAAACUGGAAUCUACACACACGCGCACACACACACUCACAGAAGUGCUUGUUACUGAACAUCAAGAGUGUGAACAUAUGCUCAUGAAAAAGGAAAACAAGGACUAUUGUUCAGACACAGGUAGCGGGAAGCUGCCUCAGUGGAGUUGCCUUUAUUUCUUUCUCUGAACUGACUCUUCUGUAUAGAACAACCGCAGAGACUGGGAACGAGGUGGGGGGCGUUAGGGCGCAACCCAUCGUCAGCUGGGUCGUUUGAAGCCUAUUGGCCAUGGGACCUCUCGUGAAUGAAACUCUGUAGGGUUUUGUCUCUGAUCCACAGAAGGGGUUGGAUUAAGGACUGAACCUGCUCUCCGAAUCACUGAUGGAUGUUGUAGGUGGACGUGCUGUAUCACCUGUGUUAUUGUGGCUAGAAGAAUUUUUUUGCUACCGUUCCAGCCAUUCUUCAAGUCCGACCUCUGUACAUAUGAACCACACGAAAGCAAAAGCAAGUCUUACUCUACUCGUCUCCUGUACAUAGAAGAACAAAAGCAACAAAAAAGUAUCAAAAUACUAUGAAAAACAGUUGUACUGCAACGGAAAUCGAAAAUAAAGAUGUUUUGAAGUUUGUGACCUAAACACCACGCCACUCUCUCCCUCUCUCUUUCUUUCGCUCUCUCCGGCCCUCGUUCGGUCCUGCCCUGGAGCACCAUGGUGCCAGGAAAUCUAAUUGUCUGCCAAGAGACAGCGAGAGAGAGAGACAGAAAGAGAAGGAUUUUACAUACAAACGAGAUAAAUCCUGGCACAAUUUUUAUGUAAUAUAACCCAUUACAUUGUUGGUAAUGUUUGACCUUCAACAUUCACAGACAGGAAGCGCUUGACGUGAAUGGAAGGGCAAUACACUGUGCCUCAGGGGCGCACUGGUGCAUUGUGGGUUGAUUGACAGCAGCCAUAAUGUAGUGUUGGUUAUAUUUUAUCUGGAAGAUGUAAUAGAUCAGACGACUAGAUGAAUAGAAUAUAAGAUAUUUAGGUGAAAAAAAAAAUUGGGGGGCACAUUCGGAAACGUUUCAGUCGCAAACCCUAGAUUGUAUUUGACUGUUUUUACAUACCAAUAUCAGCUGUUGUUUCUGAACCUGGUGUGACAGUUGAUUUACAAUUUGUAUGUGUAUGUCUGAACGUGAACAUUUGGAUGCCUGUGAAACAAGAGUACGUAUGUGAGCGAGUGUGUAUCUCAGAGGCUAUUUUUACUGGGUUAGAUGGACCCGCAUUAGAAGAACAGGAAGCAGAGUAAAUCUAUAUCUAUAUAAGAGCUCAGUAUAAGCUUCCAUUUAAAAGACUUUGUUAAAGGUAUUUUAAAUGUUGUUUUUUUGCCAGUCAGGUACAAUGGAAACUGAGGUUGAGAACAAAAAAAUUUAAAAUCAAAACAAAACAGGUUUAGCAUUCAUUGAGCAACAGGAACUUCUGACCAAUGAGACACAGCCUCUGUGGUUUAGAAUCCCCAUAUGCAAAUGAGCUGCAUAGCCUAUUGAACAAAAGAGAGGUAUGUCAUGAGUGCUCCGCCCCUCUGAAGUCUGCUCAAUCUUCAAGUCGUUCAUGUCUUUAUUUAUUAAUAUUUAUUUGUCUUUUUUGAUUAUUUAUGCACAUAUUCAUUUAUUCAGUGUGGUUUCCAUUCUGUGUACAAAGCAUAUGUAAGGGUGACGAGAGCAUGCUAUAUUUUGAAAAGCAUACUAGCAUACUACUCUUGCUGCAGUAUAUACUAUGUAUCCUUUGCACAGCAUGCAAAUUUUAUCUCAAAUUACCAAAUUUUUUUGUUUUGUUUUGUUCCGUUUUUUUUUUUUUUUUUGCCAGAAUGAGUGGUAAACAACAGACGCUUAAUCCAGAGCCAUAAUAAGAAAUAUUAAGAGUACAAUGUUAUUAAAUAGAAUUCAGGCAGUAUAAAUGAUUUUGUCCCAAAGUUCAAAUUUGUUUAUUUGAUCUUUUUAUUUCCAAUGUGAUGGGUGAACCGAAAAUGUUGUUUGUAAUUUUUCAUUUUUUAAUUGGAUUGGACUGCCAAAAGCAAAAAUGGUCUAUUUUCCAAAAAUACUUUAAUUUUUCCAGUCCUCAUUAAAUAUUAUUUUCUGAAUAAUCCAACACGAUGAGCUCAGUGAAGGAGGUUUGAAGUGUUUAUUGUGAAACAUCCUGUUAAAAAAAAAUAACUAAAAAAAAAGUAUACUAUGCAGUAAGAAGCUAGUAUGCCAUUCCAAACAUAGCCAUAUAGAGAAAGAGAGAGAGAGAGCAGGGGUGAGUAUCUAUGUUUAAUGUCAGAGGAAGAGGUGAUGUCAAAACUACACAAGUCUGCAGCUGGUUUAGAGAAGGUCCGCUGCACCCACUGUCAAAUGUGGAGAACAUUGUGCAUCCCGAAUCAACAUCCUAUCAUUCAAUUCAAGCACCAUCUGCACCAUCUCUCUCUUUCUCUAUCUCUCACUCCUGUAAGUCUUCUAAGGGGACGUGUGUGCAAUCCAUUGCAUGGUAACUUGUACUGAUUGACACAGGGUCAGUAUGUUCACCGGUGUGCUGUGGUUAGUACACCCGGUCCUAUAUUUAGCCCGAGGCAUGUAUGAUCAGCUUUUCUUUAAAGCAAUGACCUGAACAUUUUUUUUUACUUGCUUUUCUUGCAAAUAUUUUCCAUGUUGAUGAGUAGGACCAGCUUCAACUGGUCAGCAGGUUUGACCGUUUGAAUGUAUUGUCAUACACCAUUGUGAAGUGGCUCUUAGAGCUUAGGAUGCCCUCUAAGGAGAUCUGCUCCUGACUCAUGGCCCUCUGCCCACCUGGCACCACAUCGCUGCUGUUUUACCCCCCUAUACCCUUCUGCACUGGCCCGCGGGAGAGGCUGUUUACCUCUCUCCCUCCAUCCCUGGAGACGUCCAAUGUGCGUCACGUUCUGUGCAUCUCUCCUUUUUGUGCCCUUGCUCGUUUUUAUUUCCCAUCUACCCUUCUUCCACGUUCCCCCUCCUGUUCCCCUCUUAGCUCACUGAAAUGUUUUUACAUGGCUUUCUUAGCUGAGCAUUAAUGUGGGAAGAUUUGUUAUGUUAGUCAAAGGCUUUGUUUACAUGGGACUGAAGGGAUAAUAUAGUACAGUGUUGAAUAUGGUGAUAAUGACAGUGAUUAUACGGGGUAGUAAACUGCUAGACUAAAGCCUGCUCCGAGGGACUGCUACCACCUCCAAAAUCCCCAUACAACCCCUGAUUAUCAUAAUAAUACUAAGAGCUAUAAUCUAGCUGAGUCAACCCACCAUGCUCCCGCUCUCUGGGUUUCUCUCUUUGUCUUUCCCCCCUCUCGCUCUUUGAGAGCACUUGUGUUCACUGUUCUUUAGAUAUGAAAGGAGUCACCCUGAUCCGCUCUCCAUAUCGGCCUCGUUUUCAUGUCUUCACAUUCAAAUGGAGAGGCAAAGAGUGCAUGAGUAGACACCGGAUGACUAGGCCCAGAUGGAAUCUGCUGCUUUCCCCAUUUUUAUGCAGAAAGAGUUUAAAUCCGAUAAAAUGUGUUCGGUUGAGCUCAGAGUGCUACACUUUUAUUGGUAGCUGAAUGAAAUUUUCCAAAAUAUGAAAAGAACCCCUGAAAUCGCUUGACAAAUGCAGAGCUUUUUCCUAUUUUGAAUUUCUAUUUGGCACAAGUAGUUUGGGCGGGAUAUAUCUACUGUAGCUAAAGGUAGAUCUCAAGGAACAGGUUUGGGCACAAAAAUGCGUAUAUUCCCACAGAUGAGUCAUGAGUAUGUUUGGUUGGUGGUCUCAGCAGAGAAAGUACAUUUUAAAUGUGUGUAUUUUCUAAAAGUUCAAUGUUUAGGAGUACAAAACCUCUAGACGUGGACAAAACAUUUCGAAACUGUCAUUUAUAUGUCAUGGGGUCUUUAAUAAUGAAACUCGAGGGACUGGAGAUUCAACAUUCUUCAACGUUGUGAUUGACGCGUGCUCCAGUUCUGCACAAAUCUUGAGUUUUCCGUAAGCACAGAUUCUGUAUGGGCCUGAGAGACCAAGAGGAACUAUGAAAGUUCCUCUUUCCAGACACCCGUCUUUUGUCCCUCUCCACACAGGUGCAGUCGCACCGGCCUACACUCCUGUGAUCUGACAGUCUGCCACCUUGCUGUCAACCCAAUCCUCAGCUGGGGCUCGGCUCCAGAGAGCCUGAGUCAUGACCUCUGAUCAUGAGCCAUCCCCCUCUGUAGCACGGAAGCUACGUUUUUAAAGCCACAUGUUGACUUGAUGUCCAGAUACUAGGCUAGAUAUAAUAAAUUGAGAGAGAGAGAGAGAGAGAGAGACAUGAACAAGUCAUUCACUGCUGUCAAAACAACAUGAAGUAUCAGCCCUGGGCAAAGCACCCCACCUGCUCGGCCACACCGCUUCUGACAGGCAAAGAGAGCCCCUGGAGUUAAAUGACAUGUUUUAUUGGGAUCCCUCAGUCACUGAGCUAUCAACACCUUCCUGUAACACAGAAGCAUUUUAACACCACCACAGCCACCGAACAAGAGACCAUUCUGAUAGAGCUUACUUACACCCUUUUCCAUCGAAAUGGUGCUUGUUUUAACAGGAUGCGUGAACGUCUUCUACAAUUGGCCCACAUUUCCUCUGACUUAAGAGCUGAGCGAUGAUGAGUAUGUUACUACAUAAACUGAACAAUUCAGUGCUACAUCAUCUUUUAAGGUGCAGUUACAUUUUCCAAAAAUACAAUCGUUUGGGACACAUACAGCGUUGACCAAUAGAACAGUGCAUGCUGGUGGGUCAAUCAUAGAUAUGCAGGAAACUAGUGGAUUUUUAUUUACAUAUUUAGUCUUGUCAUUUUGAGAGCGCAUUUUACCAUCCAUAAAAUCUGUGUCUUUAUCAUGAGCUGGCUAUGAUGUAAAGGAAGUCCUUUAAAACCUAUUUAAGUAUUUAUUUCAUAAUGUAACAUUUAUAGCAAAACAAUUCUUUUAAUAUUUCAAACACACAACAUUUGUAAAUUAAAGCAAUAAACCACAAGAGGCCGUGCACUACAUUAAGCAGAGUGCCCAAAACUCUUUAAACCAUGGUAAAAUUACUGUAAAUGACAGGGUUGAGUGAUUAUUGUGAAAAAUGAUAACAACAGCAAUAUGAUUAAAGAUACAAAUGUAUAAUAAUUAGUUCAGACUAAACAUUUCAUAUGCUAAAUAGUAUAGUUAAACGCAAUGCAAUAAUCUGAGUGCAAGAGUAUUAGCAUUUUACAAUAAAGUUGAAGCUAUCGGUUUUAUUAAAAUCAUUACAGACUGACAGCGAAAUUGCAGUUAUUAUAGGCUGUUAAGUGUGACAUUUUAGUGUUUUUGGUUUGAGAUUUAAGCAGCGGUUGUGGAGAGCUGAACCAGCAUUUUUCUCAGAAGGAAAUGUGUGGAUUGGGCCAGAUUGGCCACCAGCACCGUGUCGGUUGAAAAGGGGUUAACUGUCACAAACAGAGAGGGUACAGGCACAUCUACGCACUAAUAAUGUUGUAUUAUUUGGUCUCUUGGAGUGUGUCUGUGCAAGAAACGGCACCUGUACCGUAAUUUUUAGAAUAUGUUAGACUGUGACGGUAGCCCAGUGGGGAGGUUCAUGUCGUAACUGUAAACCAGCUGUCUGUCAGUCUUCAACAACGGAUCGGUCAGGCAGGGUUACACCAGAACACAGAGCUCUGGGUAAUACAGACUCCCUAAACAGUGCUCACAAAACACUAACAUGUAAGUCGCGCCUGAGCUGUGUAGUUUUUUGGGGGGUUUUUGCACUCUGUGCAGGAGGGCAUUACACGUUUAAGUUGGACCAAUCUGAAGCAAGCCGUGGUUUUUUUUAGGCAUGCCUUUGGCUGUAUGUUUGCAUAUUAAAUAUGUUUGACCCAGAGGGGCCGUGUGGACCAGCGUUCAGCAGAUAGGUGGGUCUGGACCGGUCUUCUAGAAAAAUCACCGCCUUAUCAUACAAGCAAGUUUCUAUAAGAAACAUCCAGUGAUUUAGUUCAAGCAUUGUGUUCCCGUCCUUUUGGGUUUUUUUAGGUUUUGUGAAAGGAGGCAGGGUCAGAAUUACCCUAGAAUGUAUUAGGCCUUCUUGAGUUGGACUAUCAUAACAGUACAUCUUUGUGUGAUCGCGCAGUAUUAGACAUUGUAUAAGAUAAAAUUCGAACAUGGGAGAAACAAGUAGUAGUCAUCAAAGGCCAGGGUGAUGAUUAUGUCAUUGAGCUUAUGUAUCUUGUAACUUUUUUUUUUUUCGUUCUAAACUCAUUUGUUUCAUUCGAACAGCUUUUUGAUUACAUUACGACGCUUGAGUCCCGUGUAACAGGAGGGUUAAUGUGAUUUACUGUUUUUAUUGAAGAAUGAUAUGUGUUUUAUUUCUCACCGUCAUUGCUUUGACAGCUGUUUGGGCCAAAGGGGAUGGUUUUAUGUAAGCGUUUGCGUCAUUGCAGGUCAGUACGACCCUGUAUCAGCACAUAUUAAUAAAAAAUUACUAAAACCGAA